Hyalella azteca is the source of this 3607-nucleotide messenger RNA. RefSeq names its product sodium/glucose cotransporter 4. Gene Ontology annotation, cellular component: plasma membrane. The transcript is spliced from 15 exons. NCBI's taxonomy places the organism in Eukaryota, Metazoa, Arthropoda, Malacostraca, Amphipoda, Hyalellidae. The coding region runs from base 627 to 2711 and encodes 694 amino acids. The record is from RefSeq and is a predicted model, not a curated record. Gene Ontology annotation, biological process: transmembrane transport. Gene Ontology annotation, molecular function: D-glucose:sodium symporter activity.
AAGCUUGUCGAAACUUUAAGUAUUACUAGAGUAUUAAAGAUUUAUCAAUAAUUUUCAUAUAAGGCAACUUUACGUUAAUGAUGCCGAUAAAAAUAUAGUUAUUUAGAGCACAAAAAUGAUUGAAGGAUAGUGGUAUCAUGAUUAAAUUAUUUAGUAGCUGCAAUCGGUUCAAUGGCUCAAUUACAUUGAUUAAUUCUUAUCUUAGAAUGUUAUCAUAAAAUGUUUGAACAAAUACAUCUUCUCCUCAUUGCUAACUGGAAUCUUAUCCUUAUGAAAUUUAUAUCUUCUUGAACUAAAAGAACUAGCUCCUAUCCCAGUAGCAAAACACGAUGACCUGACCGCUGCGUAUGCCUGCACCUGAUGCGCUCAGGUCAAACCCCGAGAGUGGCAGACGCGUACAGGUGCUCAGCCUUGGCGCUGCUCGCAGCCGCUGGAAGAAACAAACCUGCUGUGCUGCAUCACGAGCAGUGUUGUGCGACGCUCUAGCGCGCCUGGUGGUUGUAACCUUGCACUUCAACAUCAAUAUCUCUGUGGUGUCACACAUGCACAGUGCUAGGGCAUCUACCUAACGAAUAAUUACAAGUUUCAGUAAGCUGUUUGUGCCUUGAAAAGCAUUAAGCAUCGUCAUGAGUGCGAAGAACUAUUUAAGUUGGCCAGAUUAUGGAGUCAUUAUUGGGUACUUCGUUUUUGUACUUGCCGUUGGAUUGGUGUCGUCAAGGAAGAGCAAAGGUGACGUCAGCAGUUUCUUCAUGGCAUCUCGAAAUAUGCACUGGAUACCAGUCGGGGCGUCGCUGUUUGCGAGCAACGUCGGUUCCGGUCACUUCAUUGGCCUAGCAGGCACUGGUGCCGCCUCCGGCAUCGGCAUCGCAGCCUUCGAAAUAAAUGCAACAUUUGUACUACUGCUCCUUGGAUGGCUCUUCGUGCCAGUGUACAUGAGCUCCGGCGUGUACACAAUGCCGGAGUACCUGAGGGAGCGCUUCGGCGGACAGAGGAUCAGAAUAUAUUUAUCAGUUCUCGCUCUCCUCCUCUACGUCUUCACUAAAAUAUCGGCAGAUCUGUUCGCUGGCGCUCUUUUCAUCCAAGAGGCGAUCGGGCAGUCGUCGCCUGAGUGGCUCUACUUCAGCGUGCUAAUCCUGCUCGCCAUCGCCGCCAUCUUCACGAUGGCGGGCGGUCUGACGGCCGUCAUGUGGACGGACUUCGUGCAGACAAUCCUUAUGGUUCUCGGUGCGCUCGUCCUCACCGGCAUCGCAUUCAGCAGAGUGGGCGGCUACGAGCAAUUAGUGUACAAGUAUCCGCUAGCGCUCCCUUCCAAACUUGCUUUCGAUACCAACAACAAAACGUGCAACGCGCCUCCACCAUACGCAUUCAACCUAAUGCGCCCCAUCGUGGGUUCCGAUCUACCGUGGACGGGAAUCGUGUUUGGUCUCACGAUCCUCGCCAUCUGGUGCUGGUGCACAGACCAGGUGAUCGUUCAGCGAACACUGGCCAGUCGCAACAUCAUCCACGCGAAGGCAGGUUGCAUCCUCGGCGGCUGGCUGAAGUUCCUGCCGCUGUGGCUGCUGGUGUUCCCGGGGAUGAUAGCGCGGGUGCUUUUCCCUGAAGAAGUUGGAUGCGUCGACCCUGAGACCUGCAAGAAAUUUUGCGGAUCAGCUGCUGGCUGUACGAAUAAAGCAUACGUCAAGCUUGUGCUCGAACUCUUGCCUGACGGUUUGAGAGGACUGAUGCUGGCUGUGAUGAUGGCGGCCCUCAUGUCCUCCCUGACUUCCAUUUUCAACUCAUCGUCCACGAUCUUCACGAUGGACAUCUGGGCGUGCGUGAGAAGGAACGCAUGGAAGAAAAGAAGCCCGAGACUUGUUGAGAUCGAACAACUGAUCGUGGGCAGGAUAUCAGUCCUGGUGCUCGUGAUCAUCUCCGUAGUGUGGAUACCGGUUAUUCAAAACUCGACGAGCUCUCAGCUCUUUGUGUACAUCCAGAGCAUAACCUCCUUCCUGGCGCCUCCGCUCACCGCAGUCUACAUCCUCGCCGUUUUCUGGACUCGUACUAACGAGCCGGGUGCCUUCUGGGGCCUCAUGAUCGGCCUGGUCGUCGGUCUGCUGAGAUUUGUGCUGGAGUUUGCCUACGUCAUCCCUCCCUGUGGCUCAGCUGAACCCGAUCCUCGUCCCGAGAUCAUCAAGAGGCUGGUGGGCGACGUGCACUUCCUACACUUCAGCAUCUUGCUGUGCGUCUUCACCGCCAUCGUCACCGUGUCGGUCUCGCUCCUCACGCAGCCUAUACCGGAUAAAUGCCUUCACCGUCUGACGUACUGGACGCGAUUCAGCGACGUGCCCCGCGUGACGACCCGGGAGUGGCGGGACGAAGAGCGACUGAACGCGUCCCACGAACCUGCGGUCAGCUACACCUGCAGUAGCGGCGAGGCGGUCAAGAUCAACGCCAAGUGCGCUGAGAACCUGCAGGGUCAGGCGCUUCCUGAGGACACACCGCGUUGGCUGCAAGUGUUGGGCAGACUCUGCGGUGCAGGCGCCAAGGAGGCCGCAGAAAACGGUAACUUUCCGGCCACAGAAGCACCCGAAAAGGUCAAAAAUGCACAGCAACAGCAGAUAGAAGACGCGCUAAAGUCCAUUAGAGAAGAGCCAAGACAAAAAGAAUACGUGAACUUUGCCGCCGUGCUGUGCAUCGUGGGAGCAACUUUCCUAUGGGGUUUCUAUGCAUAAUUUCUGAAAAAUAUAGUUUUUUAAUGCCUACAACUGAAUUAAUUUCAAAUUUUAUUUUAUAUUUCUACUUCUGUGCAUAAGUCUUAUGUUAUUUAAAGCAUUGUGUAACAUCUACUUAAAAUAUCCAGAAUUUUAUGUUAGAAAAACUCACGUGAGUUUUUUCGUUGCCAGAUGCACUCAGGGUAUAAAAAGGUUUAAUUCUGUCACAAAUUUAUUUGUAUGGUAUUCGUAUUGGACCAGUAUUAUAUUCUUAGAUCGUUCAUGAGUACGCGACUCAAUUACAACUUAUACCUUAGAAAAGCGAUUUAUCAGCAAGAACGCAAGCAUUAAAAGUUUCAUAGCGGUUCAUUUGGUUCAUAGCAAUGCCCGAAACCAAAGUGAAAGUAGAUUAAGAUUUCUUAUACUAAUUUACACAGAUGAAACCAUAUUAAACAUUUUUGAAUAACAUAACAUUGUUUUAGUAUCGAAUGCAUCAUGUUCGUCACGAGCAAUUAUAUACUUAUGAUGGCGUUAAAAGCUUGCUACUUCAUCGAAGCAUACAUUCCAGUGCGAAAAUCUUGCUGAAGUUGACAGCCAUGAGCUACGUAAUUGGAUUUAGGCAUCAUGAAUCGACAAAAAAAUCUUCUUUUCAUGUUAUUGAAUAAGUAAAAUCACCCAAAUGAUUUAAUAUUGUGAUGGAACUCCAAAAAUUCCCAAAUUAAAAAUCGAGACUCUCUGUUAAGAUUGUAACUUUUGUCGACGGUCUGCUUCUCGAGUCUCCUGACGAUGACGGAAGAACGAUGCACGAUCCUUUUGCGAAUAAAUAAAAUUGUUGAACUUUAUAAACGAAGCAAGGUUGGAACUCGAGUUUAUGUUAAUGACAUAUUCUCAAGAUGUGUUUCAAAGUUACUGAUAAU